AAAAAAAGAAUCGGGGUUUUGCGAUGGCACUCCGAUCCAUCGCACCGUGUCAAAGCGCCGCAACGACGACGCCCCCGAUCCCUCCUCGCCGGAGACGUACCUACUCUUCUCUUCCUCCUCCUCUUUAAGCCCCUCUCAUGGCGCUCUCUCUCUCUUUCUCUCUCUCGGUCUCCACUAAUCUCCACUAUUUCAAUUUUCCCCCUUUUUGUGGUUUUAUAUAUAUAAUGCUGUGUUCGCUUCUCUCGCUAGCUCCUUUUUUGAGUGCGAGUUUAUGGUUUUGAGUCAAAUUUGGUUCCUCUCUAAUCAUUCUCCGCUCCUUUGCAAUAUCUUUACUAAAUAAUGAUUACCAUGUUGCCAUUUACUUGCUUCUUCUCUUCAUCUUCGAUAAAGGUUGCUCCUUUAGUAAGAUUUAGCUCUAAUGCAGCUCUUGUGCCUGUGACCUCUUGCAUUAAAAUGUCUUCCUCUAUGUUGGGAAACAAGAAUGAGGGUUCGAAGCUUGUCUUGGUAUGGACGGAGAGUAGGCAAGUGAUGACCGCGGCUGUUGAGAGAGGUUGGAGAACUUUCGUCUUCGGCUCGGAACCUUUUUCCAAAGAACUUGUGCAGGAUUGGUCAUCAACUGCUUUAAUACAUCCUCUAUUUGUUGAUGGUGCAAAGCUUCUUGAUGAACAAGGUCUAAAUGUCGGAAUGUUUUAUGGUGUUUCAUCUCCACGAGAAUUAGAACUUAUACGACCAGAUGACAUGGAAGUCGAUAACUUGGUUAUCAAUUUUCAGGGUGAAUGGCAGGUUAUACCUGCAGAGAACAUAGUUGCAGCAUUCCAGGGCUUUAAUAGGACUGUAUUGGCUGUUGCAACAACUUCAACAGAAGCACAAGUGUUUCUCGAGGCCUUGGAGCAAGGUCUUGAUGGAGUAGUGCUAAAAGUUGAAGACACCGGAGAGAUCCUUAAACUAAAGGAGUAUUUUGAUAGGAGGAAUGAAGUCAGUAGUCGGUUAGCUUUGACUAAAGCCACAAUAACAAACGUUGAAGUGGUCGGAAUGGGUGAUCGUGUUUGUGUGGACCUUUGCAGUGUCAUGCGACCUGGCGAAGGCCUUCUGGUUGGUUCAUUUGCCAGAGGUUUGUUCUUGGUUCACUCAGAAUGUUUAGAGACAAACUACAUUGCAAGCAGGCCAUUCAGGAUUAAUGCAGGGCCUGUGCACGCCUACCUUGCAGUACCUGGGGGGAAGACCUGCUACCUCUCUGAGCUGCGUGCUGGUAAAGAAGUGACGGUGGUCGAUCAAAGUGGUUUGUGGCGAACAGCUAUUGUGGGCCGUGUGAAAAUAGAAUCGAGACCCCUCGUCCUUGUAGAGGCUAAGGAAAAUUUAGGAGAAGAGACCUACAGCAUUUUUCUACAGAAUGCAGAAACCGUCGGUCUUGUUUGUCCCAGCGAAGCAGAAGGCAACAACACAAGCAUGGUUAUUCCUGUGACGUCGCUAAAAGUUGGCGACGAAAUCCUAGUGCGAAAGCAGGGUGGUGCCCGACAUACAGGAAUAGAAAUCCGAGAGUUCAUCCUUGAGAAGUAAAAUAUCCGCACCAUGCAUUUUCCUAUCAGUUUCUCUAGCUCAAAAUGUCUUUUUUCUUUUUUCUCUCUCUGUUCCUUUGACAAAUAACAAUGUAAUCGUUAUUUCGGUAGAUAUCUUGAUAUUAAGCCAAAACAUUGUUUUGGCUUACUUUGCGAUCACAAAUUAGAGGAAUGCUGAUCAUGUGAGAUAAGUGUUUAUGUUCGCACGCGUCAUGAUGUCUAUGCUAAUUUAUUUGUAACUUGAAAUUAUAUAUUUGUAACUUGAAAUUAAGGCAUACAGGUAUGUACAUGUAUGAAGUAGAUAGAGCAUAUAAAUAUAGCCACAUUGAUAUAUUCAA
Molecule: messenger RNA, 1894 nt
Organism: Ananas comosus (pineapple)
Lineage: Eukaryota; Viridiplantae; Streptophyta; Magnoliopsida; Poales; Bromeliaceae
Product: 3-dehydroquinate synthase homolog
Exons: 10
Coding region: 340-1557 (405 amino acids)
Biological process (GO): aromatic amino acid biosynthetic process
Molecular function (GO): oxidoreductase activity; 3-dehydroquinate synthase activity
Source: RefSeq, a predicted model, not a curated record